AUGGCCAUUGUAGACGCUAACUACAAUUAUCAUACGUCAUCGUUGUUUAUGGCCAUUAACCAAGCUAAAAUGCCACAAACCAAAGAACAGCGGUUAGCACAAAAGCGUUUAUGUAAAAGAAGACGCUAUAACCAAAUAAAAAUGAUCCGGAGCAAAUAUAGAAAGAAAAAUAAAGUAGGAAACAAUAAAGAAAUAAAACUGGAGACUAUUCAGAUCGAAGAAGCCUCGGCGUCAGGAGCUACUGAGGAACAUGAUAAUAAUAUUGAAGAACAGAUUUCCCUAAAACACGGAUCUGAAUGUCCAGCUGUUAGAGCAAUCCGACACAUGAAACUUAAGGAAAGAAAAAUACUAGUAUCUAUCAUAUUGCUUGCAAAGAUUCUGCAAAACAUCAUAGGUCUUACACAAAAUUUAGAAUGUUCACCAGAACAAAAAACACAACUAAUUAAAGAAAGUGAAAUUGAUAGGGAAUUGGUAGAAAUAAUAGAAUUUAUUAAAAAUGGAUGGCCUAGUUAUAAUAAAAUUCCAGAUUAUUUACAUAGUUAUCACAGGAUAAAAGAUGAUCUUUCAUUUGAUAAUAAGUUGGUAUUUUAUAAAGAUAGCUUUGGUACAGGCCAUGGUCCGGAGGGAGGAGUGGCAGGAGGUCGCCUCCUUCUGCGAAGCAGUAAUGCUAGCAAAGUAGUACUCCGACCGCAUGAGGCAACGGCGCUCACACCGCAGCCGCCGCCGGGAUUCCAAUCCCGAUUUCCGGCCCCCGUAGGCGCGGGCUUAUGGACGGCGGGCAAUGGGUCAAAAGACUACCAAACUGAUGCACAACUACCUCUAAUGGAGAUUUCUAAUAUACGACCGAUAGAAAAAAGCAAUAAUGAUAUAAGAGACGACUCUAUAGCAGACUUGACGGAGUCAGAAAAUACUGAAGAUAUCAAUAAAAAUAUUGAGGAGUUUCCCAUUUCGUACGAAAAGGAAGCAGAAAAUUACGAAAAAAUUAUAAACAGAAGAAUUAUUGAUGUCGGCCACUUCCUUUCCGAAUUAAAACGCAUUUCAAACCAUGGACCACUUGGAUGCAGCUUCACUGAACUUCACCUCAUAGCUGAAACCCGAAUUGGUUUACAGUCGAAGUUUACGUUUAGGUGUAAGCUUUGCAAUCAAAAGUUUGUCAUAAAUGGAGACAAUUGCAGUGACAACUACUUAAAUAUUAACACGUGCGCUGUCGCUGGUACUAUUGCAAUAGGUGGGGGGCAUUCACAGUUGGAUGAACUUAUGUCGGCAAUCAACCUGCCAUUGUUAUCUGAAAAGACGUAUUCAGAGAACCAUGAACUGAUUAGUAGGAAAUGGGAAGAGGUUUUAGUAGAAUCUAUGAAUCAGGCUGCCGAAAAAGAAAAACAAUUCGCAAUUUCUAAUGAUUGUUUGUUGCCAGAAUUAGUGGACCCCCGCUAUCCUCGAGGUUUGACUAUAAGAAAUCCGUCAUACAUAGAAGAGGCAUUGAAAAUCAAAAAAAGAAGUAAAGAAAAUGUAGACCCUAAAUUAAAUUUAAACAUUGAGUUAUCAGCCGAUAUAGAUAGGAGAAGUGAAAGUGGAUUAAAUGACGAGAUUGAAUUAUCAGCUGAUACAGAUAGCGGAAGUGAAAAUGAAUUAAAUGAUGAGAUUGCAGGUGAUGAACCUUCAGAUGUAAAUAUGCCUACGUGUAGUCGAUAUUUAGAUUUUUAUGAAAUG
Brenthis ino (lesser marbled fritillary) is the source of this 1710-nucleotide messenger RNA. Lineage: Eukaryota; Metazoa; Arthropoda; Insecta; Lepidoptera; Nymphalidae. The record is from the annotation of a GenBank genome assembly.